AUGUUUUUACUAAGUAUUAUCCCAGAGAAAUUCAAGAAAGAAGGAAAGUCUUUUUUGGAUUCUGAUGGAUUGACCGAUCACAUUUAUCUUUAUGAAAAUGGAACUGGCAAAACCUGGAAUAAGACAUCUGCCCGUUUUACUGGCAUGUUGGAUGCUUUUGCAAAAAUUGUUCAAAGAGAAGGUGUGAAAGCAUUGUGGAGUGGAUUGCCACCCUCACUAGCAGUUUCAGUUCCAACUACAGUAAUUUAUUUUACAUGCUAUGAUCAACUACGUGAUGCCCUCGUUUAUAAAUUAGGAGAAAAUGACUACAUUCCACUUAUUGCAGGUGCCAUAGCCAGAUUAUGUUCUGCUACUAUAAUAAGUCCAAUUGAAAUGAUUAGAACAAGAAUACAGUCUGGACGAUUGACUUACACACAACUCCUUGCUCGCAUCAGUACAGAUGUGACCCAAUAUGGCUGGCUUUCACUCUGGAAAGGAUGGGGUCCCACAAUCCUUAGAGAUGUGCCAUUCUCAGUUACACUAUUUGCAUUUUGGCCACUUAAUAUUUAUGAGUAUUUUUCCUUGCAGAUUGCAGCUACAUUAACUUUACCAUUUGAUGUAAUAAAAACAUACCGACAGACUGAGCUUUGGGAACUUGAUAUUACACAAUCUCCACAGAAGAAAACUAGAUCAAUAUGGGAAGUAAUGAAGAGAAUUGUGAUUGAAAAUGGAUUUACUGGAUUAUUUACUGGUAUUAUUCCAAGACUGACAAAAAUUGCUCCUGCUUGUGCCAUAAUGAUCAGCACAUAUGAAUACGGGAAAACUUUCUUUCGUAGAUUAAAUAAAGACAAAGAUAUGAAGAACUAUUAA
Thamnophis sirtalis is the source of this 849-nucleotide messenger RNA. NCBI's taxonomy places the organism in Eukaryota, Metazoa, Chordata, Lepidosauria, Squamata, Natricidae. The record is from RefSeq and is a predicted model, not a curated record.